AUGACUAACGCAUUUAUUGUCGGUUCGAAGCGUACUGCUUUUGGCGCUUUUGGUGGCAAGCUCAGCCAGUUCACCGCUUCCCAGCUAGGUGGCCAUGCCGCCAAGGCUGCUCUGGCUCAGCUUCCAAGCGAUACUCCGGUUUCGUCGAACGUUUUCGGUGUGGUUGCGCACUCCGAUAACUCUGCCCCUUACACUGCCCGCCACGUUGGCCACUACGCCGGUCUUCCUAUUACUACCCCAGCCCUGACUAUCAACCGUCUUUGCGGUAGUGGUUUCCAGGCUGUGAUCAACGCUAGCCAGGAGAUUCGCUCGGGUGAUGCCGAAGUGGUUCUCACUGGUGGUACUGAGAGCAUGUCGCUUUCUCCUUACACUCUUCACGGUGUUCGUUUCGGAAACACGCGCUACGGUGUUGAUCUGAAGCUUGCGGACAGCCUGGCUACUGCUUUGGUCGACCAGGUUCCUGUACCAACCCCUAUGGGUAUCACCGCUGAGAACCUUGCUGAGAAGUACGGUAUUACUCGUGAGCAGUGUGACGCUUUCGCUCUCCAGUCUCAGCAGCGCUGGGCUGCUGCAAACGAGGCCGGUGCUUUCAAGGAUGAGAUUGCCCCGAUCGAGGUCAAGGUUAAGAAGGCGACGGAGACCUUUGAAGUCGAUGAGCACGCUCGUCCAAAGACCACCAUGGAGUCGCUCGGUCGUCUCCCUUCCGUGUUUAAGAAGAACGGCACUGUUACUGCUGGAAAUGCCUCGGGUAUUUGCGAUGGUGCUGCUGCUAACGUCGUGGCCAGCGAAGAGGCUGUUAAGAAGUAUGGUCUUAAGGCCUUGACUCGCAUUGUGAGCUACGGUGUGACUGCAUGUGAGCCUUCGAUCAUGGGUAUCGGCCCUGUCGAGGCCACUCGUCUGGCCCUCAGCCGUGCUGGUCUUAGCAUUGCUGACAUGGACCUGAUCGAAGUGAACGAGGCCUUCGCUGCCCAGUUCCUUGCUGUCCAGAAAGAGCUUGAGCUCCCUAACGACAAGACUAACGUCUUCGGUGGUGCUAUUGCCCUUGGUCACCCUCUUGGUGCCAGCGGUGCUAGGAUCUUGUCCAACCUUACUUACAACCUCCACCGUCUUGACAAGAGGUACGCUCUUGGUGCUGCUUGCAUUGGUGGCGGCCAGGGUAUCGCCGUCAUCCUUGAACGUGUAUAA
Messenger RNA from Malassezia pachydermatis, 1185 nucleotides. RefSeq names its product acetyl-coenzyme a acyltransferase 2. Gene Ontology annotation, molecular function: acetyl-CoA C-acetyltransferase activity. Bases 1 to 1185 code for a protein of 394 amino acids. Lineage: Eukaryota; Fungi; Basidiomycota; Malasseziomycetes; Malasseziales; Malasseziaceae. The transcript has a single exon. The record is from RefSeq and is a predicted model, not a curated record. Gene Ontology annotation, biological process: fatty acid beta-oxidation.